This is a messenger RNA of Nerophis ophidion (straightnose pipefish), 627 nucleotides long. Its product is annotated as T-box transcription factor TBX1-like. Gene Ontology annotation, cellular component: nucleus. Gene Ontology annotation, biological process: regulation of transcription by RNA polymerase II; positive regulation of DNA-templated transcription; cell fate specification. NCBI's taxonomy places the organism in Eukaryota, Metazoa, Chordata, Actinopteri, Syngnathiformes, Syngnathidae. The annotation marks the transcript as partial. The record is from RefSeq and is a predicted model, not a curated record. Gene Ontology annotation, molecular function: RNA polymerase II cis-regulatory region sequence-specific DNA binding; DNA-binding transcription factor activity, RNA polymerase II-specific. The transcript has 5 exons.
AUGGCAUCUCAGACACUGAAUGGUUCGCCGCUGCCUCCGAGCUGCAAAUUGUCUCCAGUGUGUUGCACACAUGGAACGUCUCUGUCGACCAUUAAGGUCCCCCAAGUCAGCGGGGUCAGAGUUCAGCUGGAGAUGCACGCACUUUGGCAGCAGUUCGACCAGCUCGGCACGGAGAUGAUAGUCACCAAAGCCGGAAGGAGGAUGUUCCCAGCGUUCCAAGUGAAACUCUCAGGGAUGGAUCCUGCUGCGGAAUAUGUUCUGGUCAUGGACUUUAUCCCUGUUGAUGACAAAAGAUACAGAUAUGCAUUCCACAGCUCAUCCUGGUUGGUGGCAGGUCGAGCAGACGUUGCAGCUCCGAGCCGUAUGCACUUCCACCCGGACUCACCAGCUCGUGGGGCCCAGUGGAUGAAGCAGACUGUGUCCUUUGACAUGCUCAAACUCACAAACAACCUGCUGGAUGACAACGGACAUAUGAUACUGAAUUCCAUGCAUCGAUACCAGCCACGCUUGCAUGUACUGUAUGCAGACCCAGCCCGCGACAGUCAUCUCAAUGCCAAUAGAAACUUUUGCUCCUUCUUCUUCCCUGAGACGCGGUUCAUGGCAGUCACUGCCUAUCAAAACCACAGG